UCUUCCUCUCUCCUCCCAGAGUCAGACUGCAUGGUGAUUCAACUCAUUCACUCAAAGUUCCUUGCACUGGGUGCUUUUAUUUACGUGUGUGUUUUCAUCAGGACGCACAUAGAGACAUGCAGGGCGAGUAGAGCCGAGUGAGUGGAGGAAGCACACAGUGGAUCUGUGGACAAGGGAAUUUGGAGGGUGAACUGGUAGAGAAGUGGCAUCAGCAGCUUCAGCAGUUCAGCACAUUUACUUCUAAGAGGUCCAGGUCAGAGCCUAGAUGCUCUAAUGCAUUUAUCACUGGAUACCAUGAUGGUGGAUGACAACUGCCUCUCACCCAGCAACUUCCACGAGUUGGGGAAAGGUGGGGGCUUCGCUGUGGGGGGCCACGUCCACAGCAUCGAUGUCAUUCUCGGUUUCAGUAAAGACCAAGAACCCCUGCUCAGUCCUGCUGGGGUCUCUGGACCUCAGAAAAUGGACAUAGAUAGACUGGUCGAGUCUGGGAAGCAGCAGGACCCAUCGUCGCACCCGUCUUACAGCGGACACCUUUCCUCCCUGAGAAAUGGCAACACAGAGCAGCAGCAGUACCACGAUACUGGCCUAUUCUCAAAUAAGUGUACCGAUGAACUGAGUGAGCCGAGCAAGAGUGUGGACAGUGAUGAAGGCAAGUCUCCGGAGUCUUGCAAGGACGAUCAGCCCAAGAAGAAACACAGACGCAACCGCACCACGUUCACCACCUACCAGCUGCACGAGCUGGAGCGUGCCUUUGAGAAGUCCCACUACCCAGACGUGUACAGCCGAGAGGAGCUGGCCAUGAAGGUGAACCUGCCUGAAGUCCGAGUCCAGGUCUGGUUCCAGAACCGCAGAGCUAAAUGGCGUCGACAGGAGAAAUUGGACACCAGCACCAUGAAGCUCCAUGACUCACCCAUGCUGUCUUUCAACCGCCCGCCACCAGUUCACACGAGCAUGGGUACAAUGGCCAACUCCCUCCCCUUGGACCCCUGGCUGACCUCUCCUCUAUCCAGUGCCACACCGGUCCACAGCAUCCCAGGCUUCAUGGGUCCACCUCAGGGCCUCCAGUCCAGCUACACCAGCCACAGCUUUCUCAACUCCACUCCUCAUCCUCCUCAUCCUCAUUCUCAUCCCCAUUCUCAUCCCCAUUCUCAUCCCCAUCCUCAUUCUCAUCCGCACACUCAUCCUCAUCCAUCCAUGGGUCAGGGGAUGCAGAGCAUGGCUCCACCUCCUUAUCAGUGUCCGGCACCGUUCUCUGAUAAAUACCCUCUGGAGGACGUGGACCAGCGCAGCUCGAGUAUCGCUGCACUGAGAAUGAAAGCAAAAGAACACAUUCAGUCUAUGGACAAGACCUGGCAACCCAUGUGACUAACAAACCUGGCAUGUGUUUGUCCCCAGGAAAGGGCGAUGCUGACAUCUUCAGGGUGAUGGACAGUGAGCGCACAGUUUGAAAAGAUGGCUCUGAAAUUGAUUCUGAGCUUUGAAGACUGAGAAUUUUCGGACAUGUAGUUUGUCAGUUUUUCGAAAUCUCAAGGACAUUAAAUAAAUGAGUGAAGUCUAUCGUGUGAAAUGUAACCACUUCUUUUUAUUAUACAUAGCUGUUAACUGCUGCUUUGGGUGCUGUAAACUGUUGGCAACACCUUCUUGAUGACAUAACUCUUGGUAGCCAGGAGCUGCGGCACACUUCGUCUUCUUUCAUCAUCUGUCACAUUUUGUAAGAAACCACAAGCACGCUUCCCUUUAAAUGAAUGUAUAUACUAAUGUAUAACUCAUGUGCUGAUACUGGCGGGUUUUCUCGAUAAUAUGUUGUUGAAUUGUUAUAUUGCAAAAUAAUCAAUGAUAAUUUUUACAGAAACAUCACAUUCUGUGUUGUUGCUUCUAAUUUCAGUUUCCCAUUUUUCAUCAGAAAGUUGUUUUUUUGUGUCAUAGUUCAUAGUCCAAUCAGAGUCUCAGAGAACUUUGUGAAUGAUGGUUCUCAGUUUAAAAAGAGAGCUGCAUUUCAAUGACACUUGACACACUGUGAUACAUAUCAACAUCUUUGACUGGGUCUCUGAAUGUCUUGAUUUAUGACAAAUGUGGAACAGGUUUUAGAUAAACUGGCUGCCCACUUCAGAUAAUUAAGCCUGAAGCUCAUAGAUACCCUGGAAGGACUGGAGGAAGAGGAAAUGAUCUCACAUAUGGCAUCAGAAAGUCUAAAAUACAUAAUUGUGUGGCAGGAAAGUGAACUGGAGUCAGAGGUAUGAUGAAGUCUUAGAAUAGACAAAUCAAGAAAUCCUGGAUGAUUAUAAUCUUUUUCUGAUUUUUGCUUUAAUGAAGGAGAUGAGGAAGGGAGGAUGCGAGGAAGGCUAGUGAGCAGACUAAGCCUCUUUUUGCUUGAGUGGCUGUCAGAGGAGAAAACCUGUUGGCAGCUCAGUGUUGGGUGGCUGCGUGUACGUGCAGGGCAGCAGAAAGAGCCUUGUGUGAUGCGUCACCCCACAUAGUUUAGUCUUUGUUCGGCACAAUUGAUCCAAGUGUGUCCUCUUUGUCUAAGUAAGAAGGAGGGGGGAAGGUUCGGAGCUGCACUAAAUAGGCCCUUGUAGCUAUUUUGUCAUGUAAAAUGUCUUUCUGUAUCAAAGGAGGAGAAACAUGGUUUGUCUAGCUGAUAUGGUCAUUACUGACUCGGUGUUGGUCUUUUACCAUCUCCUAUAGAUUAUGGAAAAGUUAGAUUAACAUACAUUGUAUUCUACACCUCUUUCAGACAGUAGAACAACUUGUUAGUAUUGAAUGUAUUGGGAUUAAGUACAGUAGCCUGAAUAUGCUAAGAAAGGUAAUAUGUGGUGACCCUUUUGACUUGUUAUGGAGCAAUAAGAAGAGACAAUUCCUCAUGUUAAGGUGCAAUGUCAGAACCCUGUGUCAUUUGUAUAUGUAUUUCGAGGGAAACAAAACUCCCCAUUGUGUGGUUGUGAUAUUUCACUUAAAUAUGAUGUGGAAGUUGUUCUGACAGCAAAUCAUAAUUACGGCUUCAACAGCAACAAGCACAAAUCCAGCAUUUAGUCAUUUCUGGGUAGUGGGAAAAUCCAUUGAUGUGGGAAAACAGUGUUACAUCUGUCACUUAUGAUCGGUCAUAGUGUUAGUUUUAUUUUUUACGUUGUUUGUUUGCUAUAUUUAGACUCCCUGUUGGAUGAUACCAGAUCCACAAAAGGGGAAAAAGGAUUACCUUGCACAUUAAGAUGACUACAUAAAUGUGAUUUUGGUCAAAGAAUAAGCCAAAGAUUAGAUAACGGACAAAACUGCACUAGAUUUCAGUUUGUUUUUUUAUGUGAAAAUGCACAGGAUGUUUUUUCCUAUGGCUGUUUUGUUUCUUACUUGUCAUAGUUCUCAUUGUUGCAGUGAUUGUCUUCUGUAACGUAAAGAACGACUGCAAAUAAAUACAGUUUGGUAGAA
Messenger RNA from Solea senegalensis (Senegalese sole), 3420 nucleotides. It is a transcript of the gene rx1, whose product is annotated as retinal homeobox gene 1. NCBI's taxonomy places the organism in Eukaryota, Metazoa, Chordata, Actinopteri, Pleuronectiformes, Soleidae. Gene Ontology annotation, molecular function: RNA polymerase II cis-regulatory region sequence-specific DNA binding; DNA-binding transcription factor activity, RNA polymerase II-specific. The transcript has 4 exons. Gene Ontology annotation, biological process: positive regulation of transcription by RNA polymerase II. The coding region runs from base 274 to 1365 and encodes 363 amino acids. The record is from RefSeq and is a predicted model, not a curated record.